CCAUGUUUUGGAGGAAGUAAAACCAGUGUGAGCUAACGUCAAGUUACGUAGCUAGUAAACAGCUUUCCAUUUCCACCUUAAAACGGUGUCUAUAACGUAUUUCACUACUAUAUGGACGUAUUGUCAUUACAGUAGUUAUUGUAACGUUGGGGCUAGUGUUUGGUGACUUUGCUAGUUCCGUAGCUGUAAAUUGUCUCGGGUUAAAUGCACGUGCUAGGCUAGCAUGUGUCAACAUCCCAGGGCAGCUUGAGCUGCUAGGAGUUUGAGUUGUUGAGGAGGGACUGCUCAGCUGCUUCGUUAUGAAGACCAAUAAGUCAUACAAGCUUGUGCUGCACAAGAAAGGCUUUGGUGGGAGCGAUGAUGAGUUGGUUGUCAACCCAAAAGUUUUCCCUCAAGUCAGUCUAAGGGAUAUAAUCGAGAUUGCACACCCCACGGAUGAAUACAGUCCUCUCCUGCUGCAAGUGAAGAGUCUAAAAGAGGACCUUCAGAAAGAGACGAUCAGUGUGGACCAGACUGUAGCACAAGCCUUUAAGCUGCGUGCUUACCAGGAUGUCAUUGUUAACAUUGUUGACCCGAAGGAUGUUACACUUGACCUGGUGGAGCUGACGUUCAAGGACCAGUACAUCGGCAGAGGAGACAUGUGGAGACUAAAGAAGAGUCUGGUGAGCACAUGUGCUUAUGUGACGCAGAAAGUGGAGUUUGCAGGAAUCAGAGCCCAGGCCAGUGAACUCUGGGUGAAGGGAGAGAAAGUGACCUGUGGUUACAUCAGUGAAGACACCAGGGUGGUGUUCAGAUCCACAUCUGCAAUGGUGUACAUCUUCAUCCAGAUGAGCUGUGAGAUGUGGGACUUUGACAUCUAUGGGGAUCUCUACUUUGAGAAAGCUGUAAAUUGUUUCCUGUCUGACCUUUUCGCCAAGUGGAAGGAGAAGAACUGCAGCCAUGAGGUGACAGUUGUGCUUUUCUCACGCACGUUGUACAAUGCCAAAACUAUUGAUGAAUUCCCUGAGAUUCUGAGAGGAUCCAUCAGACAGGAUCACGAUGGACGUUUUUAUGAAGACUUCUACAGGGUCGUGGCUCAGAACGAGAGACGGGAUGAGUGGACUUCCUUACUGGUCACGAUCAAGAAGCUCUUCAUUCAGUAUCCUGUCCUGGUGCGGCUGAAAGACGCAGGAGAUGGUUUUCCUGGGGGUUACAACUCCACUGCUGCACAAGGAAACUACCUGGAGGCCAUUAACCUUUCAUUCAAUGUGUUUGACAAGCACUACAUAAACCGAAACUUCGACCGCACCGGCCAGAUGUCGGUGGUCAUCACACCCGGGAUGGGAGUGUUUGAAGUCGACCGUUUGCUCAUGAUUCUCACCAAGCAGCGGAUGAUUGACAACGGUAUUGGUGUAGACUUGGUGUGUAUGGGCGAGCAGCCAUUGCACGCAGUUCCGUUAUUCAAGCUGCACAACAAGACGACGCCCGGAGACUCUCGCGUGGGCGACGACUAUAACCUUCCUCACUGGAUUAACCACAGCUUCUACACCUCCAAAAGUCAGAACUCUUGUAGCUCCUUUACACCUCGAAUCAAACUGGCUGGUCGCAAGCUCCAUGCUGAGAAAUUCAAGAGCAGCAAGGACCACACUCUCUGUGCUCCAAAGGACUCUGAAAACAGUCUGCCUAUUCAGGUGGACUACGAUGCCUAUGAUGCUCAGGUGUUCAGACUGCCUGGUCCUUCACGCAUUCAGAGGAGCACCACCUUCAGGAUGGGUCGAGACAAAGAUAUGAGUGGGAGGAAGAGCUGGGGCUCGGUGGACAUCAGUGCAGGCAUAGGCGCGUCCCCGCCUGUUCGCUCUGGAUGUCCGGAGGAACAGCGUAGCCUAGCCUCUGAUGACAGUCUGGGCACUGUGUCCAACAUGUUGCUUAUACCCCGCAUGCCUCCAGCACAGUAUGAAGUCAGCAGCUCCCUGGGAUACACCAGCACCAGAGAGUUGUUGGAGAAGCUGAUGGACCCACAGCGGGACUCAAGUGCCCCGGGCAGGUUCACAGUGGGAAGUGCUGAGUCCACCCUGCACAUCCGUCCAGGAGGUUACACCCCUCAGAGAGCACUCAUAAACCCCUUCACCCCAUCCAGGAUGCCCAUGAAGCUCACCUCCAACCGGCGGCGCUGGAUGCACACCUUCCCUGUUGGUCCUUCUGGAGAGGCAAUCCAGAUUCAUCACCAGACCAGACAGAACAUGGCGGAACUGCAGGGCAGCCAGCAGAGAGACCCCGCCCACACCUCCGCUGAGCUGCUGGAGCUGGCCUAUCAUGAAGCCACUGGAAGGCGAACAGCCUCUAGGCAUGCAGGAGAGAACGGCCUUUACAUUGUUGGAGGGAUGGAAGAGUUUACUGGAAGUCCAGGGAGCAACAACACCAAUGGAACUCUAACCAACCCCGGCUCCACAUUUGAAGACAAUUCCCUAAGUGGUGCCGAUCCAACCCUGCUGCUGUCUGCGCCCCCGUCAGUGCCCAGCUUCUGCUGCACAGUGGGGGUGGACUGGAAGUCUCUGACCACACCGGCCUGCCUGCCCCUCACCACCGACUACUUCCCCGACCGCCAGGCGCUACAGAACGACUACACCGAAGGCUGCUACGACCUGCUGCCGCACAGUGACCUGGAGAGGCGGGAAGAUGAAGCUCCAGUGAUGAGUGCGUCUCAGGUGUUUGAGGAGUUUAUCUGUCAGAGGUUGAUGCAGGGCUACCAGAUCAUCGUCCAACCCAAUAACAGGAAACCUCAGCCCGCUGUGGCCACACCGCUUGGCAGCAGUCCUCUUUACUCCAGAGGUAAGUUAAUGUUUUAUGUCAUUUAUAUUGUAUCUGUAUUCAUUUCAAAGUACCAGUACGAGUCAGCACAGAUCCAGUACAGCUACAGCCUGUGUCCUCCACAUUCUGAUGCUCAGUUUGUGUCCUGCUGGGUGGAGUUUGGCCAUGGGAGACUGGAGGAAUACAAGUGGAACUACCUGGACCAGUACAUCUGCUCUGCUGGCUCAGAGGACUUCAGUUUGAUAGACUCUCUGAAGUUCUGGAGGACUCGCUUCCUCCUGCUGCCUGCUGGAGGAGCUAGGCGGGUGGCAGACGGGGAGGGGCACUGGGAUGUUUAUGGGGAGGGAGCAGGUGCUGGGAUGGGUGGCAACGGGGACUGGAUCCUGCUGGAUGGCUUCAUCCGCUUCCUGGAGGGUCUCAACCGUAUCCGGCGUCGCCACCGCUCCGAUAGGAUCAUCAGACAGAAGGGCACACCACUGAAAGGACUGCAGGUUACCAGUCCCCUCCCUCAGUAUCCUACCGAGCCUGUGGCCCCACAAGGCAAGAAAGGCACAUCAGCUUUAUCAGCCUUGCUGGAGAUGGAUCAAAACCAGAAGACUCUGGAGGAGCAGCAGGCAAAGCCCUCAACAGCCGUCACUGACCCCUCAAGUGUUACCACAGCUCCCACUUAUGUAGACAGUCCCCGCAAGGACGCUGCCUUUAUUUUGGAUUUUAUACGUAGCCCUCGCUCCUCCUACAUCUAUCACUCUCAGUUUCCUGCUGAAGCCAGCGAGGCUGCAGAUAAAGGAGUCCAGCCAGCAGUGACGGCUGGAGCAGCAUCAGCACAGCCAGCAGGAGAGGCUGCAGCCAGCAGCAGCACCUUGGACACCAGUGGGCAGUCGAGUGCCCUUUCUCUGUCCUCUUCCUCAACCCUCAUGGAGAUCCUGGAGGCCAUCAAACAUCCCACGACAGGUGUCCAGCUGCUGCCAGAGCAGAAAGGUCUGCCACUCAACUGCUUUAUUAGCGCAGAGGUCGUACAUUGGCUGGUCAACAAUGUGGACGGCGUGGCCACGCAAGGGAUGGCUGUGGAUAUCAUGCAGAAAAUGUUGGAUGAAGGUGUGGUGGCCCACGCUUCUGGAGAUGCCAUGCGCACCUUCGUCUACGGAUUCUACUUCUACAGGAUAGUAGACGAGAAGGAUGGCCCGACCUCGCAGCUUCCCACCGCGGCGGCUGGAGGUUGGUCUACCGCAGCACUGGAGGACUUUGCUCUGUUCCAGAGGAAGUGGUUCGAGGUGGCUUUUGUGCUGGAGGAGCGGCGACCCUGCGACCUCCCGGCCUUCCUCCUGCCCUGGCUGCCCAGCCGGCCAGCCUCCUACGCAAGUAGGCACAGCUCCUUCAGCCGCAGCUUUGGGGGACGCAGCCAGGCCGCCGCACUGCUAGCUGCUACAGUCCCGGAGCAGAAGACGGUCACUCUGGAUGUGGACGUUAACAACCGCAGUGACCGAACUGAAUGGUGCAGCUGUUAUUACCACGGCAACUUCUCCCUCAACUCUGCCUUUGAGAUCAAGUUGCACUGGAUGGCUGUGACUGCUGCAGUGCUCUUUGAGAUGGUUCAAAUGUGGCACCGGAAAGCAGCGUCCUGCGGCUUCCUGUUGGUCCCUGUGCUGGAGGUUCCUUUUGCUCUGACGUCUUACCUGUACGGAGAUCCCCUGAGAGCGCAGCUCUUCAUCCCUCUGAACAUCCACUGUCUGCUGAAGAACAGCAGCGACAACCUGUUCGAAGGUUUUGAACCAGAGACGUACUGGGACAGGAUGCAGCUCUUUCAGGAGGCCAUACUGUACAGAUUCGGCUUUGUGCACGACAAGUUUUCUGCUUCUGCUUUUAAUUUCCCCUCCGAAAACAAGCCCCAGUACAUCCACGUAACAGGCACCGUGUUCCUGCAGCUGCCGUACUCCAAGAGGAAGUACUCGAGCGGGCAGCCGCGCAGACGCAGGAACUCCACCAACUCCACCUGCCAGGGGCCGUUUGGCGGCGAGGAGCAGGUCGGUUACUACUGGGCCUACAACACCAUGCUGACCAAGGCCUGGAGGACGGGGGUGCUGGGCGACGAGAGGCUCGCCGACCGCCUGCUCAGGGACUUUACAGACUUCUGCGCCAACAAAGACAACAGACUGCUCCACUUGUGGGACAGCUGCCAAGAGAAAAUGAACGCCAGCGCUCCCUGACGGGAAGCUGCAGGAAAACGGACUGUAGUUCACUAAAACGUUCUCUAUCCAGCAAAAUGUUAGACUCCGAGUCACACUUGAUCCGACUGAGCCCGAUUCAAAUCGGCUACGAUCCGUUUGGAUGUUUCCAGUUAGGGCUGGGCAGUAAUUCAAUAUGAUAAUUUAUCGUCUUUCAAUGUGAUUCAUAUCGCGAUGAAAUCGUAUAUCGAGAUACUGUGAUAUACAAUUACGUUGUCUAAAUUGAUAAAAACAUGCCUCUAUGUUUACAGGCUAAUGGUGAUGAGCAAUUUUUUUUUUGUCAUGGUCAAAAAAGUCUUGGUAGAGAAUCGUGAUAUCAAUUUUAAGCACAAACAUUCUCUUGAUUUUUCCCCAAAUCGUGCAGGCCGAGACGGAAGAUUGCAUUAAUUUGGAAACAACGGAACAGAUCCCACACCCUGCUCUUGCUAGAGCAUCGCCGUUUCUUUACAAAAAACAUUUUGUUUCCUCCCGACCUUCAUCAAAAAUCUCGUUUCGAAAUAUCAAAGUCAUACCUUAAGACCAGAGAUUCUGCUCGGAUGAUUUGAACAGAACAGUGUUCUGUUAAUUCUUUGUCUAUUUACACUGUAUAAAUAACAAGACACUUUUUAUUCUUU
Messenger RNA from Etheostoma spectabile (orangethroat darter), 5623 nucleotides. RefSeq names its product DEP domain containing 5, GATOR1 subcomplex subunit (gene depdc5). Gene Ontology annotation, biological process: positive regulation of autophagy; cellular response to amino acid starvation; negative regulation of TORC1 signaling. Gene Ontology annotation, cellular component: lysosomal membrane; GATOR1 complex. Gene Ontology annotation, molecular function: GTPase activator activity. The record is from RefSeq and is a predicted model, not a curated record. NCBI's taxonomy places the organism in Eukaryota, Metazoa, Chordata, Actinopteri, Perciformes, Percidae.